Messenger RNA from Cadophora gregata, 1572 nucleotides. RefSeq lists its product as uncharacterized. Lineage: Eukaryota; Fungi; Ascomycota; Leotiomycetes; Helotiales; Ploettnerulaceae. The coding region runs from base 1 to 1572 and encodes 523 amino acids. The record is from RefSeq and is a predicted model, not a curated record. Gene Ontology annotation, molecular function: oxidoreductase activity, acting on paired donors, with incorporation or reduction of molecular oxygen; iron ion binding; monooxygenase activity. The transcript is spliced from 4 exons.
AUGUCAGUCUUCCCGCAAGAUUCCAACAAGACCGGAACGAUUCAUGCAUGGCGUCUGUUACAUCUUGGCUGGCUCACUUGUUCUUUCGUUGCUCUGUGUCUCUGGAUCACCGCUUCUGUCAUACAUGCCCGUUUCUUCCACCGGCUGGCCCCUUUUCCCGGUCCAUUCUCUGCCUCCUUCACAAAUCUGUGGAAAGUAUAUCACGUAUACGUCGGCGACCUGGAACACGUCCUACUCGAGGCUCACCGAAAGCAUGGAAAAAUCGUUCGCAUCGGACCUAAUCAUUUGGACUUCAGUGAUGCGUCGGCUGUGAAGGCGAUAUAUGGCUCAGGAAGGGCAUUUACCAAGAGCUCUUUCUACGAUGCAUUCACGGCACUACGACCCAAUCUCUUCGGCGCUCGCGAUGAAGAGGUGCACUCUGCUCGACGCAAAGCUUGUUCGAAUGGCUUUUCCCUGCAGUCGGUUGCAGCUAUGGAACCCUUCAUGGAUAGCUGUCUUCGACAUUUGCUACAUCGUCUCGACAAAGCUGCUGCGACUGGGGAAGAAAUAGAUCUCAAGGAAUGGAUAGCGUUUUUCGUGAUGGAUGUGCUCGGCGAGCUAGCCUUUUCUGGUUCUUUCGGUGUAUUGGAAAGCGGCGAUGCGACUUUGAUGCCACCGGUUCGAGAACAUGUAUUGCUGGGUACAACAUCUGGCCAUUUGCCGUGGUUGAUUCCAUAUAUCAACAAGGUUGUGCCCUACCUGCCUAUCCCAGCUCUACAGAAAAUGAUCAAGGGCAGGACAGGUCUUCGAGAGCUGGCUGUUGCCUCAGUCGAGAGACGUAUGAAAAGCCAGUCUCAAAGGAAAGACCUCCUUGGUCGCUUGCUACAAGAGCUAGACCAAGGCCAAGAUUCCAAAGGAAACGCUUUGGACAUCAAAGACAUCCAGACAGAAGCAUUCGGGUUCAUCGUUGCUGGUUCACACACAACGGCCGCAACCAUCACUCUGCUCCUAUGGCACCUCUUCCACAACCAGGACUCUCUACAACGCUUGCAGAACGAGAUCAAGACAGUGAAAAGACAUGGUGACAACUUAUGCUAUGCAUAUAGCGACGUUGUCAACUUGCCGUACCUACAAGCUUGCGUGACGGAAAACCUUAGGAUAUCACCGGUCUUCGUGCUGCCUUUGAUGCGCGUUGUCCCUCCAGGCGGCAAAACCAUCGCAGGCGAGUUUGUCCCUCCUGGAACGGAUGUUAGCAUCUGCAAUCAUGUUUUGCACCGCGAUGCUAGCGAAUUUGAGGACUAUCUCGACAAGUUCAUUCCCGAAAGAUGGCUAGAGGAGAGUAACAACAGCUCACAAUAUUUGAUGCCCUUUGGCUCAGGACAUCGAGCUUGUCUCGGUAGGAAUAUCGUAACUACUGAGAUUUACAAAGUAGUGGCAUCUCUUUUCUCAAGGUACAACUUUGAACAUCGAGCUUCGACAGAGGGCAUGGAUCAUUCGAAAUGUUUACCUAAAACGAAGAGUUCCGGUAUCGCAGACUUGGAAGGCAAGCUGAUCGUUAAGGUCUCUCGGCGUAGUUGGCUUGCCCAAGUCUAA